UGGUUUUCAAAAAAAAUCAAUGAACCAUAUAUUGAACACGGCAUGCAUCUGUUCUGCCGCUUAUCUUGACAUUGCACUUCUAAUAUAAAAUAUGAACUUCACAAACGAAAAGCCUUAAAUAGAUGUUACAUCAGACUAAAAACCUAAGAAGCCAUUUAAUUUUUAAAAUUAAGUAAACGCCCUUAAAUGAAGAUAUCAUUAGAGAACAUAUCUUUUUUUUCAAGUUCCUUCAAACUUUAUUUCCCCUGAAAUCUAUAUUUAUAUUGUCCCGUUUAUUCUCUAAUCGAAUGUUUCUUCCUCGAGUAUAUUUUUAGAAGACGUAAAGACCAUUCUAGGUGUCUGUAAUUAUAUCGAGGUGUACUCGUCCCGUAUCUAAACCUCUGCAGACCUGCCUUAAUGACACCAAUAGGUUUUCAAUGGGUUAUUUAUCCCUACUAUGAACUAUGAAGGGUUUUGACUUCCCUCAGCUCUAUUAUGGCGGUGUCAAAAGGUCUUGAUUGCUCCUGAAUAAUUAAGUAUAAAGCUUGGACUGUUACUGUAACUAAUACACAUUGUUCCAUUCACGCCGCCCCAUCUCUAAACGUCAAAGAUUGAACAGUGUAAGGUGCUCCUCAAGGUUUCUGCUGAGAUCUGUAAGACUACACGACCCUUCAAUCAAAUAUUCAUUAUGUACCAAGUGCUCCUGUUUCUUGAGUGAUGCGGUGUGCUGUGAGGAUAAAUCAAGUCGGUGUCAUAGAGACUAGGGUUGGAUGAGAGAUGCUCACCAUCAGGUGUAGUUCACUUUUCAAGAGUCCUACGUGAAUAUGAAUCAUCCGUGUUUUCCUCAAACAGUGACUGUGGUAAGUACUAUUUAAGAUGUCAUUUCUGUCUUAUUGUCAGGCGCUGCAGGAUCUUCUGUAAACACGUGUAUAUUUACGCCUGUCCUAUGAACGCGCCGAAGUCCUCUUCUUGUGCAUCAACACCACGAGUUUUUGUUUUUAUCCAGCGUGCUAUUCCUACGCAUUUCCACGAGACGAGGCGUGCACAUCUGUCCAGGAAGAAAGUUGACCAACAUAAAAGCGAUUACCUCUGCGUGAAAUCAUAAACGGAUUAAAGGAUUUCGAGAGCUCUUUAUGUAAUUUGCCGCAAAUCCGUGCAGAUUGCAAGCUGUUCGAGAAGUGCACCAAAUAUACGGUCGGAUCUGCUUCUCUGAGGUUCUGCUGAAGAUGCUCCGCGUCGUGUUGCUGUGGUCCAUCGCGCUCCUGGCGGCGAGGAGCUCCAAGCUCUGUCCUCAUCAGUGUUCUUGUUACGACGCGUCGGAGCUGGUGGACUGUCGCUCCCGAGGCUUCUCUCACAUCCCUCACAGCAUUCCUCACGGCACGUGGCUCCUGGACCUGAGUGGGAACAGGCUGUCGGAGCUGAGGAGCACCUCCUUCACGGGGAUAUGGGCUCUCAGGGUCCUCCUCCUCUCACAAAGCAGCAUGCAGGCCGUGCAUUCGAAGGCUCUUUCCUCUUUGACCUUCCUGGAAAAGUUGGACCUGGCCUACAACGAGCUCCGUGUCCUUCCUUCAGAGUUCUCUCAAGGCUUGACCGCUCUUAAAGAUCUCAAGCUGUCCCACAACGCUCUGGAACGCCUCGAGUCCCACUCCUUGGAGGACCUAGAAAGCCUCGAGCGGUUAGAUCUCAGUCACAACCACCUUCAGGUUAUCGAAGUCGGUGCGUUUCGUGGCCUCACCAUGCUAAGGCACCUUAACCUCGCGUGGAAUCAACUGGCGGUCCUUCAAGGAGGCCUUCUCACCAUGCAACAGGGUCUUGGGGUUCUUCUUCUCAACCACAACAACAUCUCCAAGAUUGAAAUCGAAGCUCUGGCUCCUUUACAAACCCUCACCAUUCUGAACUUAGAAGCUAACCAGCUGAGAAGCUUGAAGUUCAAGACGUUCUUAAACCUUCAGACGCCCAGCACACACCUGCAGAUGUCGGAGAACCCCUGGACCUGCGACUGUGAGCUGCACCGCGUCUUCAGCAAGAUCCUUCGCGUCAGGCAUCUUCACGUGGACGACUACAUGAACAUCACGUGCCAUUCUCCGCUCUUGCUGUCCGGAGCGUCUCUGGGUCUGAUGCACAGUCAGCUGUGUGUCGCAGAGACGGCCACCGUGCUGGUGAUUACCGGGACCGUGAUGGUCACGGUGGUGGCGGCUUUGGUUAUGGCAGAACGCAAGCGAAAGAAGCAAAAGAUGAACCUGGAAAAACAAGGCAGCGAUCCUAUGCCUUGGGAGUCUCACAAAUGAAGAAAGGCAACUGUUAUUUUUGCACAUUUUUAGCACUUAUCUACAGGCAAACCAAAAAUGAUUCAGAUAGCAGAUAUAAUUUAUGAUAUUUUGUUUUACUAGCAGGUUUAUGUGACUCAUUAUACCCAAGAAUUCUCCAUACCAGCAGCAUUUGGGAGAAAAAACGAUUGACUCUGACCUGAGCAUGUGAUCAUCUUUCACCACAGACGGGAACAGAAUGAGAACGAGUAAGCUAAAAUGAUUCUUGUGUUCUUAGGUUUAACAUCUGACAGCUAUUCAGUCUAAUAUAUUACCUUUCUAUCAAACUUAUCUGACAUUAUCAAGACGAAUUUGUUCAGACGCAGUUCUUGUCAUUGUACCGUUUUCUAAAUUAUAGUGAAUAAACAGAUGAGAAAGGUGUCUGAAUAUAUUUGGUUUGACUGUGCGCUCAACUGAACAUGAACUAAAAACCGAACCCAUUUACUUUUACAAUGCAUCUCAAGACUUUUGAAUGUUUUGUUGGACAUUCUUCCUAAAGGAAACAAGUUAUUCUUGUAUCUCGUUAUUCUUCUUAUUUUUGUAGAAAACCCCCCUGGAACAAGCGUUUCAGCAAAGCAUUGAUUAAAUGGAUAUUUUCAUGUCAUGUAAUAUAAAAUCAGUAACACUCAUUUUUAGUAGUGUUUAGCAGUGUUGAGGUUAACCAGUUACAUAACCUGAUUAUUUUAGUAAAUGCAGUACUUUUUUUCAUUCAGAAGGAAAUAUCUCUUACUUUUUACUGUUCCUAAAUAAUUAACUCUGGGGUUGCCAUGUUGAGAGAAAUCAGGAGGAAUGCAGAGCAUAGCGUGUGAACAUGAUCUUACUGUAGUUCUACACUAAAGAUCAACAUGUUUACUCAGUGUUCCUCAAAAUCAAUAAAAAAUCAAAU
Puntigrus tetrazona (Sumatra barb) is the source of this 3171-nucleotide messenger RNA. RefSeq names its product slit homolog 2 protein. Lineage: Eukaryota; Metazoa; Chordata; Actinopteri; Cypriniformes; Cyprinidae. Bases 1206 to 2267 code for a protein of 353 amino acids. The record is from RefSeq and is a predicted model, not a curated record. Gene Ontology annotation, molecular function: protein binding. Gene Ontology annotation, cellular component: plasma membrane. The transcript has 2 exons.